Messenger RNA from Lagopus muta (rock ptarmigan), 8135 nucleotides. RefSeq names its product IQ motif and ubiquitin domain containing (gene IQUB). Gene Ontology annotation, cellular component: acrosomal vesicle; motile cilium. Gene Ontology annotation, molecular function: protein binding. The coding region runs from base 1309 to 3510 and encodes 733 amino acids. The record is from RefSeq and is a predicted model, not a curated record. Gene Ontology annotation, biological process: cilium assembly. Lineage: Eukaryota; Metazoa; Chordata; Aves; Galliformes; Phasianidae. The transcript has 12 exons.
GACAGUGUCAAAGGCUUUGCUGAAGUCUAGGUAGACCACAUCAACAGCCUUUCCCUUGUCUACCAGACGGGUCAGUAGAUCAUAGGAGAUCAGGUUGGUUAAGCAGGACCUGCCCUUUGUGAACCCAUGCUGGCUAGGCCUGAUCCCUGGUUGUCCCGCGCGUGCCGUGUGAUCUCCCUCUGCUCCAUAACAUUCCCUGGCACUGAGGUCAGGUUCCACUCUCCAGAAGUUCACCUCUUCUCCCUUUCUCAAAGGCAGAAAUAAGUUCUUGCAACAGACUAACUUACUGCCUUGACAGGUAUUUUUACUGCUAUGUUUCCUAUUUAUAGCCACAGUGCUUUGGCUGCUCUAUAAAUGGUUCUUUCAAAUCUCUCAAAAUAGGAUCAUUUUUUUUAUCUAUCAAAACACUGAAUUAGCUUUCGCUCAUACUUCAAUUUAGGAAUCCAUUAUCCUAAGUAUUAGAAAGAUUCUACUGUGAAGCCAAAGUCUAGAAAUCACGAAGGAUUUUUCAGAUUUUUAUCAAAUUUUCAGCAUGCAUUAAAAGUUCUUUUUAUGCUUUAUUGCUGGCUAAAUUUUGCUCUUAGAAAGCAAGAAUUAACUCCAUUUAUGCUACCCAAGAUUAUUAGUAAGUUAUGGGUUAUUGAGAACAAAGGGAGGGAAGAGAGCAGACUGAAGCGCUGAGAGAGAUCAGUGUGUGGGCAGUGUUCUCACUAGUUUAAUUCUUUGCCAAGAGGAAGAACAAAGUAAUUGUGGGGGGAGGAGAAAGCAUUUUCCAAACUGAAGCUGAGCUGGAAUGCCGAAGGCAGUUAUGAUGGCGAUAAAGCAGAGCUCUUUCCACGGAACAAGUCACUUCCCGGCUGUUUCUGCUCUGAGCUCAGGCUCAGCUCAGGAUUUAGAGAGAAAGCAGCAGGCCUGCGUACACGAGCCUAGCGGAGCCUCGCACCGAGCGCGGGACGGCGCGCACUGAGGAGGCGAGCGCUCAGCGCCGCCACAGCCCCGCACCCACAGCCGCCCGCCGAGCAGCCGCGCAGAUGGCGCCGCCGUCUCCCGCCUGGCUUCACCGCGCACGCUCAAGUGCUCCUCCAGCCCCGCCCUGCGUUGCCAUGGUUACCGCAACGCGCUGCCCGUGCUUGCAGCGCCACCAUGGAAAGCCGCCCGGGACGGGAGGUCCUGCGAGAGCCCUGCAGGGAUGGCACCGGAGCGGGGAGCGCCCCGCGGCGCUGAGCGGCACCCAGCACCUGGCGCGACGGCCGAUGUACUGCAAGCAUUCCUGUAGAAAGGUUAAAAAGUUGAGCUCGCCCUUCGGAGAUGGAAGGUGCCUCCGAGAGCUGCCCCUCAGGUGUUCCAGCAGGAGCACAGGCAGCAGAGCAGCCUCCUGCAGGGCCCAGGCAGGCUGGCAGCACGGAGCCGUCCGGUGAGGCCCUGCUUCACCCUGCUGCCAGCACGAUGCAGGCAGAGGAGGGCUGCAAGCUGCUGGCCUCCUGGGAGCAGGCAGGGGCAGCUCUGCGGGAGGCACCUGGAGAAGGACUCUGUCAUCAGGAGGUGAUGGGAGAUGGCAACCAAGGUGUGCUCGAGCCACAGAACCCCUUCAGUGCGUCACCUGAGAAUGCAUCUCCUGUUGCUGUUACAAAGUCCUCUACAUUACCUGAAUUAAGAAGUUCAGAAAGGGAAGAAGAAACAUCUCAAAAUGCGUCGCUGUCAGAGAAUGUGACAAGUUCAACAGGGACAGGAAGCAUAAUUCAAACUGUUGUGUGGAGUAGGGCUGAAUUUCAUGAAACUACCCAGUCUGAGAAGUUGUGUCUUGACCUGGAACUUUUACCUAGUAAAGCAGCUCAACAGGAUUACCAUAUGCCAGAUGUCAUCACUGUCAGAGUACAGAUGGCAGAUUCUGAGUCAUUCCACGAUGUAGCUGUGAAAAUUGAAAGACCUACUUUUCGUAAACCAUUUCUGGGUGGAUUUAAGAACAGACUAACAGGAGUGGAAUUCCAUAAUGCAGGGUCACAAACGGUACCCAAAAAAAGACCUGAAAAAGGAACUACAUUAUUUUGUAGAGAAACACAGACAGUUUUUGAAAGAAAUAGAUAUCAACAAACAACAAAUCCAACAUCUACACAGAUGACUAAAAGUGGUCUGUAUGUGUCUAACACAAGUGACAAACUAAUAACCCCUGGAAAGUACCUAACAGCACAGGAAUACCAUAAGCGUCGACUUGAAGCAGUAAUAGUAUUACAGAAAUACUUUCGUCGUUGGCAUGCUAGAAAUAUAGUACAAAACCUGAAGGAAAAAAAGAGAUUAAGGCUGGCAUGGGAAGCACAAGAAGUGUUACAAAGGGAAAAAGAGAAAGAAGACAAACUGAGAAUGGAGCAGGAGAGAAAACUGAACCCUAAAACCAAAGAAGACUUCGACCUGCUUUACCACGCUUUAGAAUCAUGGAGGCAGGAGGAGAUGGAACGGAUUAACAGAACUCUUACUGGAGCUGAAAGAAAGGCAGCACUUUGUGGACUUCUAGAACAAGAGACACAGCUGAUUGCUUCCAUUGGGAGACACAAGCUAAAUGCAGAUGAGGACAAUCAACAGAAAGCAGUGCUGCACUUUCUGGAUAAGUGUGCACAACCUAAGAGAUGGAAAGCAUGUGAUGGAAAAAUCACUGAAAUGGAUACACAAUACACACUCCGUGCCAGAGAACUACUUGAAAUCUACCGCAGUGUUAGCAUGAAUGACAUCCCGAAAGACGAGAGAAGAGAUGUGCUGCUAACACUCAGAGGUACAGUGAAGGAACACAAAUGUAAAUUAACACAGGAAAUAGUGGAAUUAAUUGACAGGGAAGUUGAUCUUAUGUCAAGAGAAGUAAAAGAAUGCAACUUAGAAGGACUGAGGAAAAGAAUUUGUACACUAUUUCUUCAGUAUAUUAAAAUUCCGAAGUUUAACCCUGAAGUUGCAAGGAUACUUAAGGUUCCACCAGAUCCCUUAAAGCUUUAUAAAAACGUUCACUUGUGUUGCAGUUGUCAAAAUUACUUACCAGCUACUGAGUUUCCUAUUCCUGCUAAUUCCCACACCGUUGGCAGAUGUCACUUCUGUUGCAAGCUUGAUAAUGAGGCUCGGCAACGAGAAUCAUUUCUGAAGUACAGACUGAUUCUAGAAAGUCUCAGAAAGUCUGAAGCUGAUUAUAAGGACGAUGCUAGAAUUGUUUUCUUAGUUCAGCAGCAUCUGCAGUACAUGAUUGAGAACAUAUGGGGCUGUCAGUCAGCUCUUAGUUCUUGCAAUGACCUCUAUGAUUUGGUUAUGGUCAGAUGGGAUAAGCAGCAAGAGUGGUCUCCAUGGAACACUAUUCUCCUCACUAAAGAUGAAGCUGAUGCACAUCUUAAGCUGCAUAACCUUCAAGAGGCUUAUGAAGCAUCAUUUAUUCAUGGAAUAAAGCAUAAGCAUAUCCGGGCAAAAAAGUACUUUGCUCAGAUCCCAGUGAUGACAUCACUUUUCCACAGGAGUGACAAGCAGGCUAAUGCAAGCUAAUUUUUAAUAGUUAUCCUUAUUCCUACUCAUAUGAAAACGUAACUCUUCAGAUAACAGGUGUCAAAGAAGUUCACUGAAUUAUUUACUAAUACAAUUCCUCUGCUUUUAAAGAAAUAUGUUGUUUUCCCAACAUCUAAACUGCAUUUCAUAGAUCAAAAUAAAAUUCUGAGUAUAAAAUAAUUUGAUCCUUACCAAUCCAUGUAACUGCAUUUCAUGCUUUGUAGCCUCAUUAUUUAAAUGGUAGAUAAUUGAUGGUGAGAUGUUUACAUUCAUGAGCCACGACUGUUUGGUUAUGUAUGCCUGUGUUACUUGGAAUAUUUUGUUUGCAAACUAAUAUUUUUGAUGAGGUAAUUAAGCUAAAUCUUUGUUGUCUUUUACUUAUAAAAGUAACAAUAAAUAUAUGAAAUUUAUUUCUCUGAUUUUAAAACGUUUGGCAGAAAACCCAGCAAAAAAACACCAAAUCAUAACCUAUCAAAAACCAAAAUUGAUAUUCUCUUCCAAAAGAAGCAGUUAUGCCUUGGAAACAUUGGUGUAAAAAAGUCAGCCAUCUUUUUGUGGCUCAUCCUGUUGGUCAUAAUGGAACUGCCAGAACGCAGUUAUCGGAUCCAAGAUCUUGAAGUUAUUGUGAAUCAGGCUUAACAUUUGAAAAUACACAGUGCAGACUGUUCAGAACUUGUUUAUCUUUUGAGAGGCUUGUGUUAUUUAAAGUAAAAGUUAAUUGCCUCCCUAAACUUACACAGUUACAUUUAUGUUUGAUUACAGUUAGAGAGGAAAAUAUUUUAUGGUGUACAUUCAUAGAACCAUAGAAUGGUUUGAGUUGGAAGGGGCCUUUGAGAUCAUCUAGUUUCAACCCCCUGCUAUAGGCAGGGACACCUCUCUAGGACCCCUUUGGCCAAGCCUUGAAUGCUUCUAGGGAGGGAACAUCCACAACCUCACUGCUCAGCCUGUUCCAGUGUCUCACAACCCUCACAGUAAAGAAUUUCCUCCUGGUAUCUGGUCUAAAUCUACCCUAUUCCACUUUAAAGCCAUUUCCCCUCAUGCUGUCACUACGUGCCCUUAUAAAAAUAUGUGGAACUGUUGGACCUUUUCUGUUUCAGCCUUCCAGUACUUAAAGUGAGCUUAUAAACAGAAAGACAAUUGACUUUUUACACAGGCAGAUAGUGAUAAGGAAAGGGGGAGCAUUUUUUAAACUAAAAGAGGAGAGAUUUAGAUUCUGUAUUAAGAGGAAAUUUUUACUCAGAGAUGGUGAGGUGCUGGCACAGGCUGCCCAGAGAAGCCGUGGAUGCCCCAUCCCUGCAGGUGCUCAAGACCAGGCUAGCUGGGAACCUGGGCAGCCUGAUCUGGUGGGUGACAACUCUGCCCAUGGCGUGGGAGAUGGAAGCAGAUGGUCUUUAAAGUGCUUUCCAACCCAAGACAUUCUAUGAUUGUGUGAAUUGCUUAGGGCUUUAUCCAUUUGUACCUUCAAAAUGUUCACGGAUGGAGAAUGAACAACUUCUAGUGGCAAUCUGAUCUGGUGCCUGACUGUCCUCAGCUUAAAAAAGAAAUCUACACUCCUAUCCAGUUGAAAGCUGCUUUCUUUCAGUGAAGUCUGCUGUCUCUUUUACUGUGCACACCUGCCUUAAUUUUCAUAAUCUCUUUGUAAAUUUCAGAAAGCUUCUAUCAGGAUUUUCCUAAACCUGUUGUCUAGGCUGAAUAAGUACAGCCUCUCCUUCUACAUCAAGUGCUUCUGCCUCCUUUGCUUCUCAGUGGAAUGCUGUUGAACUUGCUCCAUUUAUUGUAGUCCUCUUGAUUUGAGGGACAUGAAAUUAGAUGCAGAGUUAAGAAUUCAUUCUUGAAGAUCUCUAGAUUCUGCAUUCAGUUAAGCAUUAGCAACCAAGCCUGUUUUAGCCUGCCAAAGAAUUGCUCACAAACAGGUUUUUUUGUUUGGUUAUGCAAAAGUCCAGUUGACUUUUCUGGGACAUGGCUGUCUUGUGAUUUUGAACCAUUCAGAGGAAGAAAAAAACUGUCACAGAAUCAUAGAAUGAUUCUCAUAGUUCUCACAGAACUACCUGCAUACAGAACAUACAGUGAAAACUCAUGUCUUCCUUCAAGCUAGUGUCCAAAAAUGGCUUUUGAAAGCAUAGAAGUUGAGUGUUUUGAAGAAUGUGGUAUAUUGAAAAGAACAUUUAAAAUUAAAAACGUAUUAAAAUAGCAAUUUAUUGGUUAUCUUGUUGAAACUCUUUGUUUGAUAAAAGCCAAAUGCUGUCACCUCAAUUCUAAAAUAGAAUGACUUUUAAAAUCUAAUGAUUGAAAUUAUCAUACAGAAUUUCAUGUUACGUGUGUUGCUCUGAGAGUAAUUACAAAAAGCACAGUAACACUACAUGAUAGAACAAAUUCUCAGCUAUAACAUACUGUUUUUCAACAUAGUCACUACUAUUAGGUAUGCAUUUUCACCACAACAAGAGCCUGCAUGCCAUGCUUGUAAAAAAAUCUGCUGACAUUGCUGCUGAAAUGCACCACCCACUGCCUCACUCUUGGUCUCCAUCAAUGUUCAGCAAAUGUUGAAGAUUGUCAGUGGAUGCCAUUUUUUUCCACAUGGAGGAAUUCAAAGGAGUGAAACACCUUUGUUUUAUAUACCAUUUAUCACACUGCUCCUUUGCUGCCAUCCAUUGUAUGGUAACAAAAUAUAACAGCAUAUUGGUGGGAAGGUUCAGUCUCUACUGCCGUACCACCAACAUGAUGGUGGUACCACCGCCUCUGAUGUUGUUGGCCAAGAUAAUAAAACAGGAGGCACUACUUUUGGAACAACCCUAAUAGUCUUCUCUGACUGCUACUUUUGUCAUCUGACAUGUGGUUUUUAUAUUACUGAAUUUCAAAAAAAAGAUUUUUAGCAUGACUUGUUCAUAGCAUUUAUGAUUGUAUUACGCUUUGAAAAGGCAUUAAUUUGAAACUUUUCUAUAAUAGUUACUGCCUUGGUUCGCUUGUUUAUAUAAGCUACAAAGGAUGCUGGACAGGUAUGAAGGAUGUAAGUUUUCUCUGCAUCAGACAGAGGUAAAGAAUGGAGAUUCCAACUCAGGAGAUCAGGGUCAGAUAGAGACAUUCUAUUUCUAGGAAGUGUUUUCUGGGAAAUCUGCCUGGGCUCAUUUACCUUCAAUUGUCAUUGCUUUUCAUCAGGAGAAGAAAACUGUUCAGAUAAAGGGUCAGAUCUGCCAGUUUCUAUUAGAACUGAAUAAAUGCUUUAAAAGCACAGCUGAUCAUCAUUUCUUGAACUUCAGACUUACACAAAAGAUGAUUUUGGAAUCUAUUUGUGUAAUAGUCCCUGCUUUGGAGCUUAGAUUUUUCGUGGAUAAUGUGAACAAAUUAUUUUACAAUUAUUAAUUAUUAAUACAAUUAUUUUAACAUCAGUGCCUCUUCAAAGGAUAACAGACUAAGAUGAAAUUCUGACCUCCUUUUGCUUUGGGAAUGUGGCUUAUGAAAUCUUAAAUUCUACCUUAAAGGUUGAGUCCACAAGGACUCCAGAAAUGGUGGUGAGAAAUACUGGCUUUGCCUCAGUUCUUUCCCACCGUACGAACAAGAUUGGCCCAUAUGGCUUGCAUUUCUCAUUCUCCACUAGCAAAGACACCUGGACAGUUAACACCUGAAGUUUACUUUGCAGGACUCUGUUGUGAGCAGGGCUUUUCAAAAAUGAAGGAAAAUUUGCCUUCUCGCUACCCACUAGAAGCAUUUCCAGACAAAAAAGUUCCAGCCUUCUCCCACAUACAGAAGUGGGUAAGAUGUGAGUUUGGCAAAGAACAGGCAUUUUUCCUACCCACUCCCAAGAGAAAACACUGCUUUUUUCAUGAUGUAAAUUUCCCUAUUUAUUUCCCAAAGGAAUAGGAACUCAAAGUAAUCAUUCUUUCCACCUUCUUGACUCCAAAAGGUCUCCCAAUUAAGAAAGCAUUAAUUCCCUUCUUGUAUUAUAAUGUGAUUGCAAACACUGAUAAAAUGGUAUUAUAGACAAAAUAUGUGAGAGUAGCAAAGCACUUGCUAGCCAGUAUUUGGCAUAGUAUUGUUUCUUACUGAAAAUGUAUUUUCUAAUGGUAAUAUAUACAUAUAUAUAUAUAAUAUAUAUAAUAUAUACAUAAUCUAAAUCUUGAUUUAUUUAAAGCCUAAAUUUGAAUAGGCUUACUUUCUGAGCUAGGUGAAAAGAUUCAGUACCGUCUUAGCUCCCAAACCUAUGGCUACAGAACCGUAUUUGUAUAUGAAAUGACUGGCAUUUAUUUUUAUCACUGGUCUGUACACAAUUUUUUUAGCUUAUCUUGCACUGUAAAUCGUCCUUGUUACAAGAGUGAUUCUAGUCUGAUUUACAGUCCUAACUUUACCGUCAUCCCGCAGAGAUCUGGCAUUCAUGAUUCUUUAUAUUCAGCAGUUCUUACAUCAGGAAUGUUGAAUAAUGAAGUUGAGAGAAUUAGUUUUUUUUUCUAAAGAAAAGCUUUCAGGAACUCUUGGAAGAGGUCCAGAGGAGGGCCACUAAGAUGAUCAGAGGCUGGAGCACCUAUGAAGAAAUGCUGAGGGAACUGGCCUUGUUUAGCUUGGAGAAGAGAAGGCUACAGGGUGACCUCAUUGUGGCCUUCCAGUACUUGAAGGGAGAGUAUAAGCAGGAGGGG